AUGGCGGCUGGCUCCUACCUCCUUUAUCAGCUGCUGCACUACGACGCCACGAAGCUCCAUGUGGUUGUGUUCUGCUUUGGAAGGGAUUUCGCAUACUUGUUUGACAAGAGGACACAAACGGUGACAAUAUACGAGGGUGAGAGUAAUAUUGGCGAUGUUAUGGUAAAUAAGGCCAGAAGUGGAAUGAAGGGGUGCAUCAUCAUCGAUAUGGCAAUACAUUUUCGAGAACCAUCGAAUGAUGUUGUGCCCUCCCCUGAGUGGGGCAUCAUUAUGUUGUCAUCCCCGAACGAAGAUAACUUCAAACAAUGGGCGAAGCAGGCGGGUGCUAUCAAAAUUAUCAUGAAUUGCCCCGAUGAAAACGACGUGAAGGCGAUGUGUGCGUGGAGGACGUGCAAUACGACUGAAGAGGAGCAGGUGGAGUAUUGGAGAAGGAUGUACAUGCGCAUGGAUGACGUCGGACCGAUUCCACGAUGCAUCUUUCAAUUCAAUGAGUAUAAGGACCGUGUGGAGGAAAUCAGGGACAUCCUGGCAGGUGUCGACGCUUCAAAUGCUGUACAUUAUGGGAUGAUGGGAGGCAUGGGAAUGUGGCCCUCGAAUGACGCUUCCCACAAACUUGUGAAAGUUGUCAGAGCAAUAAGACAACGCGGUCUUGAGGCGUUUGUGAACCUGCCGGUUUGUUUUCUUUUGUUUUUCUUUUUUGGAAAUAAAUUAAUUGCAAGGCUGCUCGAAGUGAGUGAGGAGAAUGACAUUAUUUAUCGACUAUUGAAGUACCGGAGAGUGUUAUUGCCGGAACUUUUGGGGCGGUGCACUCUGCACGCAUUCCUGCGUAGAGUCUUUGUGGAAAAUAUAAUGCCGGGCCUCAACGAGUUGCCUCCACCAGGACGUCGUCGGCGACAGAGAUGUGUGCUGCAAUCGAACCCCGAAAAGUAUCCAAGCAUAUCUGUUGGAUUAAUAACACUGGACCACACUGCUCCCAUGUUGCAUGUACAAUGCGGGGUGAUAUACGUACCGGAGAGCAGACAUUUUCCGUUUGUGGACGGCUUUUUCUUCGUUGGUGCACCGCGGAGGACGAUGGUUGCGGUGCAGGUGAGACGGCGAGGGCUGAGCAUGGCACCAGAACCAGCACGGUGA
Messenger RNA from Trypanosoma rangeli, 1131 nucleotides. Its product is annotated as retrotransposon hot spot (RHS) protein. The record is from RefSeq and is a predicted model, not a curated record. Lineage: Eukaryota; Euglenozoa; Kinetoplastea; Trypanosomatida; Trypanosomatidae. The transcript has a single exon. The coding region runs from base 1 to 1131 and encodes 376 amino acids.